This is a messenger RNA of Trametes versicolor FP-101664 SS1, 1377 nucleotides long. Its product is annotated as MFS general substrate transporter. Gene Ontology annotation, cellular component: fungal-type vacuole membrane. The coding region runs from base 1 to 1377 and encodes 458 amino acids. Gene Ontology annotation, biological process: transmembrane transport. The transcript has 8 exons. Gene Ontology annotation, molecular function: transmembrane transporter activity. Lineage: Eukaryota; Fungi; Basidiomycota; Agaricomycetes; Polyporales; Polyporaceae. The record is from RefSeq and is a predicted model, not a curated record.
AUGCAGCCCAGCUCGGGGCAGCAAACGCCCUCUGGCGUGAACCCCGGGAGCACAUUCUCCGCGCAAUCGUCGCAGGCUGCUCUGCGGGCUGCAUUGGACGAUGGUGUGACUGUGCAGGAGCUCGCGCCCAUGGAUCGCGGGAUACGCGCGUGGACUUUCUGCUUCUCCGCGUUCGUAUUAGAGAUGAUGAUCUGGGGCUUCUGCUUCAGUUAUGGUAUCUUCCAAGAUUACUACACGACGCAUGCGCCCUUUAACAAGGCUUCGGGAGUGUCGAUUGCUGCGGUGGGCACUGUGUCCAUCGCCUUGCAGUACUGCGAGGUGCUCUGGCUUUGCCUGAUAUUCGAUCGAUACCCGGAGUAUCUGAACAUCGGCAUGUGGGGUGGCCUAGCCCUCUCUUCUGUAUCCAUCUUCUGCUGUAGUUUCGCUACAGAGGUGUGGCAGCUUAUCCUGCUGCAAGGCGUUGGCUUCGGUAUCGGCGGCGGACUUCUGUAUGUGCCCGUCAUCAAACUCCUCAGCGAGUGGUUCUCCGAGCGGAGAGGGUUGGCUGGCGGUAUCAUUUUCGCAGGAGGAGGUGUAGGCGGCUUCGUCUUCCCCUUCGCGUUGACCGCGCUAUUGGACAAGGUAGGCUUGCAGUGGACCAUGCGUAUCUGGGCCAUUGGCUCUACGGUCUGCUCAGGUAUAGCGCUUUUGGGCAUGCGCCCACGACUGCCCGUUCCGAAGUUUACGGGCAACCAGCGUCGUCCGCGCUUCAUCCCCCCACACCUUGGGUUCAUGCGGAACCCGAUUUUCUGGAGCGUGGGUUUCACGACGUUGCUUCAAGGGCUCUCCUACUUCCCCGUCUCGCUCUACAUCGCGAGCUUCACACGCGCACUAUCCUCCCCACUGACGGCAACGAUCGUCCUGUCCGUCUUCAACUCGUCCGCGGUCGUCGGUCAGAUCGUGCUCGGCCAUCUGAGCGACAAAUUCCCGUACCCGUGGAUCAUGUUCGUGAGCGCACUCGGCAGCGGCCUCGUCGCCUUCCUGCUCUGGGGCUUCGCGACCGCGGCCACGCAGCUGUAUCUCUUCGCCAUCAUCUUCGGAGCUCUCAGCGGUGGCUUUUCGUCGACGUGGCCGCGGGCAGCGUCCGACUGCGCACGGGGCAAGCCCGAGUACGCAGGCCUCGCGCUCGCGAGCACCGCGAUCUUCAAGGGUGUCUCCGCGGUGGUCGGGCCCGCGCUGUCCGGCGUCCUCCUGGAGGCCGGCAAAGGAUCGUCGUUCGGUGGCGUGUUCGGACGCGAAGGCUACGGCGCUGUGGAACUGUUCGUCGGCUCCUGCGCGCUUGCGACAGGGGCGGGCAGCAUCCUGGUCGCGCACGCGAGCAGACGGGCCCGAGUGUGA